AUGGAAACGAAUGAAAAUCAUAUAGAGAGAUCUAAUAUUAGAAGAGGAUCAGCCAUUUCUGAGUCUGCACUUGUAACAAUAGAAUCUUUAGCUGACCCUUCUAUUAAUACACAAGCUUGAAAAGAUGACACAAAUUGUAUUGUAUGCCAUUGUAAGUUUGGUAAAGGAAUAAAUCAAGCCUCUAAAUAUUUUUGCAAAUUUUGCUUUAGAGGAGUUUGUGCUAAUUGCUCUGAAAAUAGGUUUCCAAUUGUGGGGUUAAAAGAUCCCCAAAGAUGCUGUGAUAAUUGCUAUGAAAAUCAGUCCAAAAGUAAUGAUGGCGGAAUUUUAGAUAGGAGGAGUUAUUCGCUUCAUUCGAAUCCUAAUGAUUCUUUAAAAGAAAAAAUCAAAACUGUCGCGCUGCUUGCAUAUGAAGAAAGGAAUAAGCGAAAAGAAAUAGGAAAUAAAAUUAAAAUUUUAGAGGAAAAUAUAAAAGAAGCAGAAACAGAAAUUAAUGAAUUGAAAAAUAAUAAAAAUAUAAAAAGAAAAGAAAAUUUUGAGAGAAAAAUUGACGACCUAAUGCAUGAAAAUGAGUUUCUGAAAAAUGAGAAAAAUACGUUAAAAGAAGACUUAUCAGAAAAAGAUGAAAAAAUCGCAAAACUUCAAAGGACUAUUAGAAAUUUAGAACAAGAAGGCCAAGAAAAAGAUAUAUUAAACAAGAAAUUAGAAGAAAAAAAUAAAGAAUUAAAACAGUGAUUAAAAAAGCUUGAAAAUGAAAGAAUCGCUGAUACACAGCAGAUCAUGGAUGGUCUGCAAAUUUUGAAACUCCAGCUGGAGGAAGAACAAAAACAAAAUAAAAAAUUAAUUGAUGCUUUGCAAAAUAAAGAAAAAGAAGAAAAGGAAUUUUUGAAAGUAAAAGAAAUUGAAAAAAUAAAUGCACAAAGAGAAAAGAUGAUUAAAAGCACUGUUAAUCUUAGUGUUUGUGAGAGUCCUGAUGAAAUAAUUAAGGAGGAUAAGUGUAAAUGCCAAAUUUUUUAA
Messenger RNA from Blepharisma stoltei, 1014 nucleotides. Lineage: Eukaryota; Ciliophora; Heterotrichea; Heterotrichida; Blepharismidae. The record is from the annotation of a GenBank genome assembly.